This is a messenger RNA of Geodia barretti, 1662 nucleotides long. The record is from the annotation of a GenBank genome assembly. Lineage: Eukaryota; Metazoa; Porifera; Demospongiae; Tetractinellida; Geodiidae.
AUGCGCGCGGCGCUGGAGGCUGCCCGGUCCGGCGCCAAUGUGGCCAUGCUCUCCAAGGUCUAUCCCGUCCGAAGCCACUCGAACGCGGCGCAGGGCGGCAUCAACGCGGCCCUGACCGACCGCGGCGACGACUGGCACGAGCACGCCUACGACACGGUCAAGGGCAGCGACUUCCUCGGCGAUCAGGACGCCAUCGAGGUCAUGUGCCGCGAGGCCGGGCAGGAGCUCAUCAACCUGGAGCACAUGGGCGUCAUCUUCAAUCGCGACGAGGAGGGGCGGCUCGGCACGCGCGCACUUCGGCGGACAGCGGCGCGCCCGCACGUUCUUCGUCGCCGACAUCACGGGGCAGGCGAUCCUGCACGUGAUGUACGAGCAGAUCCUCAAGUACAACGUUCGCGUCUACGACGAGUGGUACGCCACGGCACGCUCAUCACGGACCACGGGCGCUGCGGCGGCGUCGUCGCGAUGGAGAUGCGCACGGGCGAGGUCCACGCGAUCCGCGCGAAGGCCACCAUCCUCGCGACGGGCGGGCUCGGGCGGGUGUUCGAGCCGUCGACGAACGCGCUCAUCUGCACGGGCGACGGCAUGUCGCUGGCCUACCGCGCAGGGGCGCCGCUGAUGGACAUGGAGAUGGUGCAGUACCACCCGACGACCCUGAAGGGCUCCGGCGUGCUGCUGAGCGAGGGGGCUCGCGGCGAGGGCGCGUACCUCAUCAACAGCCGCGGCGAGCGGUUCAUGGAGCGCUACGCCCCCAACAUGAUGGAGCUGGCGUCCCGCGACGUCGUCUCCCGCGCGGAGAUUACGGAGAUCAACGAGGGCAACGACAUCGACGGGUGCGUGCUGCUCGACUGCCGCCACCUGGGCAGGGCGAAGAUCAUGGAGCGGCUCAUGUACAUCCACGAGGUCGCGAUGGACCUGGUGGGCGUCGACAUCAUCAAGGACCCGGUGCCGAUCCGGCCGGGCGUCCACUACCAGAUGGGCGGCAUCAAGACGGACGUCGACGGGCGCUGCUGGGACCCGAGCGGCAAGUGGAAGGGCGUCGAGGGGCUCUUCGCGGCGGGCGAGACGGCCUGCGUGAGCGUUCACGGCGGCAACCGGCUGGGCGCGAACUCGCUGCUCGACACGGUCAUCUUCGGACGGCGGAGCGCCGAGGCGGCGAUGGCCUAUGCGAGCGGCAACAACCACCUCGAAUUCUCGGAGGACACCUGGGUCGGCGGCGAGAAGGCCAUGAUGCAGGGGUUCCUCGACAACAGCGGCGGCGACCUGGUCGCCAGGGUGCGGCUCGACAUGGCAACGGCCAUGGACGAGGGGCUCGGCGUCUACCGCCUGGAAGAGGGCAUGCAGGAGGCCCUGGACAAGGUCCGCGGCAUGAAGGACCGCUUCAAGAACGUGGUGGUCCAGGACAAGGGCAAGGCCUUCAACACCAACCUGAUCUUCGCGCUGGAGCUCGGGUGCAUGCUCGACUGCGCGGAGGCCAUCGCGGUGGGGGCGAUCGAUCGCAAGGAGAGCCGCGGGGCGCACAGCCGGCUGGACUACGCGGCGCGCGACGACGAGAACUGGAUGAAGCACAUCCUGCUGUACCAGGGGCCCGGCAAUGAGGUCACAAAGGAAUACGUGCCGAUCGUGAUCACACAGUGGCAGCCGGAGGAGAGGAAGUACUAA